Molecule: messenger RNA, 4066 nt
Organism: Sinocyclocheilus rhinocerous
Lineage: Eukaryota; Metazoa; Chordata; Actinopteri; Cypriniformes; Cyprinidae
Product: X-linked retinitis pigmentosa GTPase regulator-like
Exons: 13
Coding region: 50-4066 (1338 amino acids)
Cellular component (GO): cytoplasm
Source: RefSeq, a predicted model, not a curated record
ACACUUCCUAGAGCCCUGCCUGCUCAAAUAAGCUGAUUAGUCGGGGGAGAUGGCCGGAGAGACAGAUGAUGAGAUCCCUGAAUCCGGAGCGGUCUUCACUUUUGGAAAGAGUAAAUUCGCAGAUAAUGCCCCCAGUAAAUUCUGGUUAAAAAAUGAUGUACCUUUGAGAAUUUCCUGUGGAGAUGAGCACACAGCACUGGUGACAGAAAAUGGGAAGCUGUUUAUGUUUGGCAGCAAUAACUGGGGACAGCUGGGCCUCGGAACAAAGACCACUGUGAAUAAACCCACUUGUGUGAAAGCCCUAAAAUCAGAGAGGGUGAAGCUUGCAGCUUGUGGAAGAACUCACACACUUGUUUAUACAUCCCGUGGUAACCUGUAUGCCUCUGGAGGGAAUAAUGAAGGACAGCUCGGCCUCGGUGACUGUGAUGACAGAACUUCUUUCCACCUGGUGGACUUCUUCAGCAAACAUGAACCAGUCAAAAUGCUCGCUGCUGGUUCCAAUACCUCUGCUGCUCUGACGCAGGAUGGCAGGCUCUAUAUGUGGGGCGAUAACUCAGAGGGACAGAUUGGAUUGGGGAAAGAGAGUAAUGCACUGAAUCCUCGGGAGGUUUCUGUGGGGAAACGAGUGUCCUGGGUGUCCUGUGGAUAUUAUCAUUCUGCCUUUGUUACUGUGGAUGGGGCCUUGUACACAUUUGGAGAGAAAGACAGUGGGAAGCUGGGCUUGUCCACAGAGAAGCUGGCCAGUCAUAAAGUGCCUCAACAGGUGACCGGCAUCUCUGAUAAGGUGGUACAGGUAUCCUGUGGAGGAGGGCACACCGUGGCGUUUACAGAGCACGAGGUGUAUUCGUUUGGCCUGGGUCAGUUUGGACAGCUCGGCCACGGCACUUUCAUAUUUGAGUCACGUUUACCCAGAGUGGUUGAGCAUUUCAGGAGGGGCAGAGUUAAGCAUGUGGAGUGUGGAGAGAACCAUACACCACAAAACUCCUAUUUUGAUUUCAUGGCAUCUGCAAACAGUGUGUGUGUUUUUCAGGUUACUUGUGGUGGGUGUCACAUGCUUGUGUUGGCAAAACCUAGGCCCGAAGGGUCUGAGGAUUUGAUCUUAGAGGAGGAUGACGUCACGGAAGACUACUUUGAGAAGUCCUAUACUGAAUUACUGGGGGACACACACAGUCAGACCACCCUGAACAGCAGUCUCUCGGCUCGGGUCAGACGCAGAGAACGGGAGCGUUCACCAGAUCAGUUUGGACAGAUGUUUAGAACACUUCCAGCCCUGGGCGGAAAUCAGCUGAGUGCAUCUUUAUCUGUUCCCAGCCAGAUCCAUCACUCCCAUAGGAAACAACCAGGAAAGAUCCCUCACAACAGCCUCAAAAUUCCUGGAAGGAGAGAGAAGUCUCUCGAUGACCGAAGCAGUGUGAAGGAUAGCGAGAGUUUAAAAGACCUCGGAGAAACCACUGACUUAUUAAACCUGACUCACAUAAUGAAGAUGGACCCUAGCGAUAAGACCCUCACAUUGUCUCCUAUGGAGAAGAAGAAAGUUAAGGUUGUGAAAGAGCACGGUAAGGAGAAGGGGAAGCCAAGAGAUGACCCUGCCCUUUAUAGAAAGAGGGCAGAGCUUUUAGCUCGCAAAGCUCUUCCGACUGAGUUACUUAGAAGCUCAAGUGGUAGCUUAGUAGUCGGGGACAGUCUUGGGUCAGGGACCCCCCACAAGAGCCCUAAGAGACAUGGUCAGGAUAAGGAAAAUGUACUUAUUGCUUUGGAGGACAGAAGGCCUGCACAUCACCAAGCUGCUAGAAGUAAUAUCAGAAUGGGGACGGACAUAAGCAGAGCUGGAUCCAAAUCCUUCCAGCCCAAACACAAACAGCUGAUAAAGUCAAGGGAUAGAGUCACAGGGAAAGACGCUGGGAAUAAAGUACAGAUGCUUGAGAAGGAACAUUCAAAGGUAGAGGCUGAAAGCAAGAAGGUUGCUCACAAAUCAAAAGGAAGUACCAAAUCAAAACCAAACCAAGAAGGUAAAACAAAACCCAAAGAUAGUCCAUUGGAAGUCAGUAGCCAGUCUCAAAAGGUUGUGGGGAAAGAAAAAGAAGUAAAAAUGAAACCCAUAAUUGUUGUUGAGCAAUAUCUUGAACAGACCAUGCAUAAGGACCAAGAGCCAACAGGUAAGAGGAUCUCAAAAGAGAUUUUACCAAAAGCUCAGAGGCUGAAAGCUGAAAUGAAUGCUGCUAAGACAGAAAAAAAAAGUUUUGUCCCACAGAGCAAAAGGUCAGAUUCAAAAAAAGACUCAAAAAGUAAAAAGACAACACAAGAGGUCUCCACUACUUCACUUUCCUCUUGCCAAGAAGACAUUUCUACAAAAAAGACUAAGAAAUCAAAAGCAGAACAAAGCCAAUUGCUAGUAGAGGACACAAAAAAGGGCCCUACCAUUGUCUCAGAAGCUGCCUUCAAAUCAGAAUCAGUGUCAGAAUCUGAGCAAAUGAAGGAAAAUCCUCUCACCAAGGUGACAUCUUUUCUCCAAGAUGUGGGAAUGGAAAGUCCUGCUCGUUUACUUGGAGAAACAGCAGUCAGUCAGUUCCUUUCCCAGUCCACACUCCAAAAGAUGCCAAAACCUCCUUCAAAACAGAUAACUCUAUCUGAUGUUUCGUCCCUGAGUGAAUCUUUUGAGGUUUCAGGACAAGAGAAGACAAGAGAGGCCAAGAGGACAGCCGUCACCAUCAACGUUAAGGCAGAACCAGAAACUUCAGAUGGGAACUUGGAAAGGACCAGCUCUGAGUCCAAAACCGAUGUUCAUUCUGUGGUGGGAACAUAUAGAAGAAGUGAGGAGGAAGGAGAAGAGGAAUCAGAUGAGGAGGAAGAGGGGGAAAGCGAGGGAUUGGUGAACAGGAGGGAUGAGAGUGAGGAAGUGGAUGACCAAGAAGAGGAAAGUGAAAGCAAGAGCCUAGCAAAUGAUUAUGAGGUUGAUGAUGAUACAACGAUUAAAGCUUCUAGUGAGGAUGAGGAAAGUGAAGAAGAGGAGGAGAAAAGUAAAAGUGAGGCAACUGAGGACGUAGCGAGUGAGGCUGAGGAAGCGGAAAGUCAUGGAAUAGAAGAUGAGGAAGAAGAAACAAGUGAGAUAAGUAGAAAAAGUGAGGAAGAGAGUGGAGAAAAUGAGGAUGAAAGUAAAACAAGUGAAGAGGAGGAGAGUGGAGAAGAUGAGGAUGAAAGUAAAACAAGUGAAGAGGAGGAGAGUGGAGAAGAAUCAGAGGGAAAGAUAGAGAGCAGAAGUGACAGAUCAGAGGAAGAGUCAGAUGAAGAAGAAGAGGAUGAGGAGUCAGAGGAGGAAGAAAGUGAAGUGGAAGGUGACACUGAGGCAGAGGAGGAUGAAGACGGUGAAAAGACUAGCAAAGAAGAGGAGGAAGAUUCAGAAAAGCAGGAGAGUGAGACCGAAGAUGAUGAAGAUGAAGAGGAGAGUGAAAGUGAAGCAGAGGAGGAGGAAAGUGAGGAAGAUAAAGAGGAGAAUGAGGAAAGUGAGGAAGAUAAAGAAGAGAAUGAGGAAAGUGAGGAAGAUAAAGAGGAGAAUGAGGAAAGUGAGGAAGAUAAAGAGGAGAAUGAGGAAAGUGAGGAAGAUAAAGAGGAGAGCGAGGGAGAUAAAGAGGAUGAGGAGGAAGGUGAAAGUGGCGAAGAUGAAGCAAUGAGUGAGAAUGAUGAAGAAGAAGAAGAGAAUGAAAACGAACAGGACAGUAAAGACAAAGAGGAAGAAGAUGAAGAAGAGGAAGAGUCUGAAGAAAGAGAAGAGACAGAAGAAGCAGAGGAUGAGGAGGGGGAAGAGGAAGACAAUCAAGAAGAAGGGGAAGAGGGCAAAGAGGAGGAAGAGGAACAAGAAGAGGAGGAAAAAAAGGCCAAAAGAAAACUUGAAAAAGCCUCCGAAUCCAUCAAACCAAAGUCAAGUGUGAAAACAUCAAAACAGCCGUCAAAAGCCAAACGGGCUCGAGCGCAAGACGAUCAGUCAGAUGAUGAGUCCCAUGAGUCUAAGCAGUUUUGGGAUGAUGUUCUACCUCAGUACCUCAAUCUAAAUCUCUCUGCUCUUCCCUGA